Molecule: messenger RNA, 1219 nt
Organism: Mytilus trossulus (common blue mussel)
Lineage: Eukaryota; Metazoa; Mollusca; Bivalvia; Mytilida; Mytilidae
Exons: 2
Coding region: 13-852 (279 amino acids)
Source: RefSeq, a predicted model, not a curated record
AAUAGUAGCAAUAUGCACAUCAUGAAAAUAAAUAUCAUUUUGACGGUAUCAUCAGUUUUUAUAGCAGUGAAGGCUAAUAGUAUACAGAUUCAACAAAACGUGAUCAAACUUCAACCUAGUAACGAAGAUUUUGAUAUCAAGGGUUGCACUAUAUGUGGCGAGAAGCUUCUUUUUACCGACAAAAGAAACAAACGGAUAAUAAUACACAACGGAGCUGGAAAUCAUAUUGAGGACAUUUCACUUUCUAGUGAACCGUUCGAUAUCGUUGCUUUAGAUGAUGAAAGUGUUGCUGUUUCGUUUGGUAGAAAUAGAUAUAUUGAAAAAAUCAAUAUGAAUACAAAAGUUGUCACCAAAAUUCACUCAGGCGUAAAUUGCUGGGGACUUUCAUAUGACGGAGAAUAUUUGUACGCGGUCAUCGACGGUUAUGGUACUUAUGUUGCAGUUAUAACACUAACAGGAAAACUUAUCAGAAGAAUUCCCGUAGGAAGCGAAUUUGACCAAAUUGAAUAUAUAACAACGUACGGAAAGAAUGUCUUCUUCUCAGUGUUUAUUCCAAAGAACAUUGUUAGCAUAAACUUGAAUGGCAGUGUUCAAUGGCAGUUUCAGAAAAAUAUUUUCAAUCAGCCAAGGGGAGUAACCUCUGAUAUCCAUGGAAAUAUUUUUGUCACUGGAUUUUCGUCACACAAUGUGGUUGUUAUUGAGAACAAUGGUCAUGAUUGUAGUGAAUUACUCAAUAAGGGAAGUGGAUUACACUAUCCGACAUCAAUUUACUUUGAUAAUUUAAAAGCCAGGUUGCUUGUAAGUAAUUUAAACGACGGAUUUGCAUAUCUUUAUAACAUCGUGUAUGAUUGAACUUUUGGUUUCGUGCUGAAGGAAACUUUAUUAUUAUUUCUUAUCCAAAGAUAAGAACACAGUCUUGUUAAAAUAAAUGAAAUAACAAAUUAUAUGGCAAGUAAUAUUAUUCAACUACUGUCUAAAGAUAUUAAUUGAUUUAUUCGAAUGCAUAUUUCGAGAGAAAACAAUGUAUCCAAUGACAAAUAUUUACCUAAACCAAUUGUACAUCAACCAUUUUAUCAAAACGUUACAUUUAAAAGCGCAUGACGUUUAACGUGAUGCAUAUAAUUUUUGUCCAGGUGAAUAUGCUGUUUAAUUCUAAAAGUAGUUCUUAUAGAAACCUAUAAGAAUGAUACCAAUAUUGAAUAAAGCAUUAGUUUGUUUA